AUAUAUAUCUGUGGAUCUGUCUUUGUCGGAUUACCCACUUCGCCAUGUCUUCUCUCCGCUUAUUAUCUGUUCCGUUGUUGUUGUUGACGUGUGUUUUUAAAUUAGAUGAAAGUAGUAAAGAACUAAACUUUGGUAGUGAAACUGUAGUUAGACAGUGUCUUAUUGAUCCGAUUCUUAUUGCUAACAGGUUUUUGUUCUUCUGGGUUUUCGACUCGACCGAUUAUUUAACAGAAAGUGAUUUGCUUUUUCUUCUAGAUUCUGUAUAAUUGUGUUGUGACAAGUAAUUGGUUCAAGUUAAUCUGUAUAGUUGUGCUGAUAAGAGAAAUCACUGUAUCUGGUAUGAAUUCAUUUCUCUUCAAAAAGUCUCUCUUUUUUUAAUGGCAAACAUUUUCUGAAGAUCUUCCAUCAUUGAUUUUGCUUUUACAUCUGUACACACACAUUAUCUGAACAUGCAUCAUGUGCUCACUCACUCCUUGGAACUUCUUUCUUUCAUAGAUCCUUACCAUUCUGUAAUUAACUCUAAUUUCUCUUAAAAUGAAGCUAGAAGAAUCAUUAGAAUAAGAACUAGUGAACAAAAGGAAUAUGGGAACUCACAUCAAUUUCAAUAACUUAGGAGGUGGUGGAAGUAACCAGAUGAAGCCAACAGAUACUCCCAAUCCCUUGGCGAGACAGUCCUCUGUUUAUUCCCUAACCUUUGAUGAGCUUCAGAGCACAUUCUGUGGACCGGGGAAAGAUUUAGGGUCGAUGAACAUGGAUGAGCUCCUGAAGAGCAUAUGGACUGCUGAAGAAGCUCAGGCCAUGACUUCUUCAGCGGUUGCGCAACCCAACGACGGUGUGAAUCUCCAGAGGCAAGGCUCGUUGACUUUGCCUAGAACGAUCAGUCAGAAGACUGUUGAUGAGGUCUGGAAAUUCCUGAUCGCCAAGGAUGGUGACAUGGGAGGUAGCAGCAAUGUUGAGUCUAAUGCACCUCCUGGGAGGCAGCAGACUCUAGGGGAGAUGACGCUUGAGGACUUUAUGUUUCGCGCUGGCGUUGUAAGAGAAGAUAACAACCUAUCAUUCAAUGGUGGUAAUGAUUCCAUGAUCUUGAAUCAGCCACAACAUCAGUUUCAGCAACAGUCACAUCCACAGCAGCAGCAUCCUCACCAGGGGCUGCCUCAAACCAUUUUUCCUAAACAAGGAAACGUAGAAUUUACUGCGCCUGUGGGUAUGGUCAACAAGGGCUUCACUGAGGCUGUGAAUAACUCCAUGAACAAUGAUAAUGGAUUAGCUAGUUUCAGAAGAGAAGGGGUUAAAAUUGCAGCAACAUCUCCAGGGACAAGCAGCGCGGAGAAUAAUUCCUUGUCACCAGUUCCUUAUGUGCUUAACCGAGGAAGAAGAAGCAAUACGGGUGUAGAGAAGGUUAUCGAGAGGAGGCAAAGGAGGAUGAUCAAGAACAGGGAAUCAGCUGCUAGAUCUAGAGCUCGGAAGCAAGCUUAUACCUUGGAACUGGAAGCCGAAAUUGAAAAGCUCAAGAAAGUGAAUCAAAAAUUGCAGGGAAAACAGGCUGAAAUGAUGGAGAUGCAGAAGAAUGAGGUGAAUGAACCGUCGAAGCAACCGUGGGGCAGCAAGAGGCAGUGCCUGAGAAGGACACUAACCGGUCCUUGGUAAAAUCAGAAUGUAGCAACAUGUACCGAUCAUACCAGACACCGGUUUGCAUGGGAAUAAUGUACUAGGAGAUAGUGAUACCUGUACAGAAGAUUAAGAGAAAUUUUAUUAAGUGAGAAUCUCAGGUUACACAGUAGAAGUAUCAUAUUAUGUUUUGUGCCCUGGCCUUCAUUAGUCUAGCUAGGUAGGUUAGAUAAUAUUAUGUUUUGUGCUUUCUAGUGUUAUGGGGUUUUCUACAAGCGUUAUUUAUAUGUUCACCACUUAUUAGAAAUUUGCUUUUCUCCUGAGAUUUACAGUUAAAUUUUGAUUCUGUUAGAAAACA
Messenger RNA from Brassica napus (rape), 1966 nucleotides. RefSeq names its product ABSCISIC ACID-INSENSITIVE 5-like protein 7. Gene Ontology annotation, cellular component: nucleus. The record is from RefSeq and is a predicted model, not a curated record. The coding region runs from base 583 to 1647 and encodes 354 amino acids. The transcript is spliced from 4 exons. NCBI's taxonomy places the organism in Eukaryota, Viridiplantae, Streptophyta, Magnoliopsida, Brassicales, Brassicaceae. Gene Ontology annotation, biological process: positive regulation of DNA-templated transcription. Gene Ontology annotation, molecular function: DNA-binding transcription factor activity.